GCCGCCAUUUUCCAAAUAAAUUCCUAAGUAAUGCAGAACAAAGUUUAGCAGAAAAUGAUUAAUCGAAUUGAAAGUUUAAUCACAUCGUUAUUAAACGAUUUUUUGUCGCAAGGAUAUGAAACUGAAAUUUGCCUGAAUGUCAACAACAGAAAUUACAACAACAUUAAUAAUAAUAAUAGUAAAUUUUAUACAUGCGACAAUGAACAACGAACCGCAAUAGGAACAUCAUUAGUAUCAGCAUCGGCAGCAUCAUCAUUAGAUAAGCUUUACUACGGGCGUUUAUGUAGUAGACAAAGAUUUGCAUCGUUUUUAUAUGUUCUAGCUGAAGUACAUGAUCUAUUUCUGUCUCGGAGCCAUUGUACUUACCGUCAACUGUACUAUAGGAAUGUUGAUAUAGAAUGCAAUACAUUACAAAUACAAUGUGCUGUCAAUGAUGUAUGCCAGGCGUUAGGUUCAACAUCGUGGAAUUUGGGAAUAUUUGCUGCCGGAAAAUGUUUUAUAUCAGGGCCUUUACUUGUGCACAUGAGUAAUGGCGAUGUCAUCGACUGUGAUGCAUUUAAGGGACCAACACUGAUGCCACCGAAUUUUACGUACAUCGACAAGUUUGUGACAACAGCCAAAUUUGUGUUGGUUGUUGAAAAGUAUACAGUCUUUCAAAAUCUUAUAGUUAACGGCAUCUUUGCAAUGUUAGAUGGCGUCAUAAUAUUGGUAACAGCCCGAGGUUAUCCUGAUAUUUGUACCAGAUGGAUUUUACACAAAUUAUGGAUAGAAAACCAUUUGGGUAUUUAUGCCUUGGUCGAUGGCGAUCCAUUUGGCAUUGAAAUAAUGCUUAUUUAUCGUUAUGGCUCUUUAUCGCAAAGCCUGAAUGCACACGAUCUAACAUGUCCCCAAUUAAAAUGGUUGGGUAUACAUCCCUCUGAUAUCAGUCACAUAAAUACUCAGAGAGAGACAUUAGCAACAAACGACCAUAAGAAAAUUGUAUCACUUUUACGACGUCCCUACGUAGACGAUGAAAUUCGUUCUGAAUUAAUAAUUCUUCGUAGGCUGCAGUGUAAAGUUAAGAUUGACAAUAUGUCAGCAAAUAUGUUCUCUUUAUUCAUAAGCGAUUACAUUGUAAACAAAAUAAACAGACAAUUAGUGCUAUAACUCGAAAUGUACUUUUAAUAAUUGAAUU
Messenger RNA from Calliphora vicina (urban bluebottle blowfly), 1174 nucleotides. It is a transcript of the gene mei-W68, whose product is annotated as meiotic recombination protein W68. The record is from RefSeq and is a predicted model, not a curated record. Bases 55 to 1146 code for a protein of 363 amino acids. Gene Ontology annotation, molecular function: DNA binding; ATP binding; DNA topoisomerase type II (double strand cut, ATP-hydrolyzing) activity. Gene Ontology annotation, biological process: reciprocal meiotic recombination; meiotic DNA double-strand break processing; meiotic DNA double-strand break formation. Gene Ontology annotation, cellular component: nuclear chromosome. Lineage: Eukaryota; Metazoa; Arthropoda; Insecta; Diptera; Calliphoridae. The transcript is spliced from 2 exons.